Molecule: messenger RNA, 2612 nt
Organism: Heteronotia binoei (common prickly gecko)
Lineage: Eukaryota; Metazoa; Chordata; Lepidosauria; Squamata; Gekkonidae
Gene: TMEM201
Product: transmembrane protein 201
Biological process (GO): nuclear migration along microtubule
Cellular component (GO): nuclear inner membrane
Molecular function (GO): lamin binding; actin filament binding
Source: RefSeq, a predicted model, not a curated record
GCGGCGGCCAUGGAAGGAGUGGGCGCGCUGCUGGCCAGCUGCCCUCCGGCCGGCCUGGCGGGAGGCCUGGGGGUGACCGUGUGUGCCGCCGCCGGAGGAGUCUGGCUCUACAAGAUGGCCCGGAGGAAGAAACCUACGCACACAACUGUGAACUGCUGGUUCUGCAACCAGGACACUGUGGUGCCGUAUGGGAACCGCAACUGUUGGGAUUGCCCCAACUGCGAGCAAUACAAUGGCUUCCAAGAGAACGGCGAUUACAACAAGCCCAUCCCGGCUCAAUAUAUCGAGCACCUGAACCACGUGAUCUCCGGGGCUGGCUCUUACUACGACCCCACCAAGCCCCAGCAGUGGGUGAGCAGCCAGGUCUUGCUCUGCCGGAAAUGUAACAAUUACCAGACCCUGAAGAUCAAGCAGCUGGCAUCCUUCAUGCCCAGGGAGGAGGGGAAAUACGACGAGGAGAUCGAGGUGUACAAGCACCACCUGGAGCAGACCUACAAGCUGUGCCGCCCCUGCCAGGCCGCCGUGGAGUACUACAUCAAGCAUCAGAACCGGCAGCUGCGGGCCCUGCUGCUCCGCCACCACUUCAGCCACCGGAAGGCCGACGCGUCCUACAUGCAGAGUUUCUACGCCACUGCCUCCACGACGAUGCCGAUCCACGUGCUGGUGUUGCGCUUCCUGGCCUUCCUCAGCUGCACCAUCCUCAUCGCCAUGGCCCUUUACGGAUCGGGCAACCCCUUCUCCCCGGAGCCCGCGAGCCCUCCUCCCACGCCAUUGGCUAGGAACGGGACUGAACCAUUGGCCCCCGGAAACGCCACUCUGCUGGAACUCCUGGGGUGGCAAGAGAUUGUUCAGCUGUUGCCAGAGCAGCUGCUGGGGGCGCUGAGCACCGCCUGGAGCUACGGGAAGAACCACCAGGUGGCGGUGGUGGCCCUGGGGCUGCUGAUGUGCAUUUCGGCCAUGCUGCUAGCUGGACGCAUCAGAUUGCGGCGCAUCGACGCCUUCGCCUCUGCCCUGUGGCUGCUGGUGAUGGGCUUCCAUCUGGUAGAGAAGUACCUGCAGGCCGACACCCCCAGCUGGCUGGACACAGCCAAGUUCAGCACGACCUCCCUGUGCUGCCUGGUGGGCUUCGCGGCAGCCGUGGCCACUCAGAAGUCGACCGGCCAGCGGAGACCCCGAUCCCGAAGGUACCUCCCCGGAGACGCGGUUGCAGCGUUCCCCAACAGUGCCGGGAUGGGCUUCCCGUAUCCCCCUGCCGCUCCAUCCGUUUUCGUCCCGACGCCUCCCAGCGUUCUGCCAUUUAUGAGCCAGCAGUUCUUCCUCCCGCGGCGAACGUCUUCCUCUUCUCUUCCUGGACGACUAAACCGGGCCCUCUCCUUGGGCACGAUUCCUUCCCUGGCCAGAACCGAUUCUGGAUAUCUGUUCAGCGGAAGCCGCCCCCCGUCGCAGACCUCUCAUUCGAAGGAGUCGCCCAUGUCAGAAUACUUCUCCCUUCUGUCCGGAAGCUGCGUCUCCUCUCCUGUUCCCUCUCCGGCGCCCUCUGUGGCCGGCUCGGUGACCUCCAGCUCUGGUUCCCUGCGCUACCGCCGGCCCCUCAUCAGCCCUGCGCGGCUUAACCUGAAGGGCCAGCGGCUGAUGCUCUUCCCAUCUCAGGGCCGGGGCCACCACGGAGAAGACCAUGUCUACUCGGAGAACAGCGUCUUUGCCUCAGACGUGCCCAUCUUCCCGAAGAGGAGCAUGGGCGACCGUGGAAUGCACGAUAUGAGGGCAGUCGUUGAAGCCGGAAGCGUCUGCAGCGACCGCUCCGUCAAGAGACAAGACGGUUCCUCCCAUUCGUCAAGCUGCGUGGUAGACACGACGACAAAGGGGGAGGAGCUAAUGAGCUGGAGAGGUCGCUUCGGGACCUCAGCCAUCCGAGGCCUGCUCGCAGCCAGCCUGACGGUCAAUGCCAUCUUCACGUCGGCCUACCUCUACCGAAGCUUCCGCUGAGCCCCGCGGCCAGGGGAGAACUUCCUUCCUCGUUCACCAGAUGCGAUGCUGCUCCCAUGCGGGGCGGGGGGGGGGGGGUCCCGGCACGAGAAGGAGUCGAUCCGCCCAAGUCUCCACGCUGCAUUCUGCAACCUCUCCCGCUUGGCCUGCCGCGACAGAACCCCAACGCCUCGUCGGCAGCCAAGCAGUUACCGGAGGGAUAAGCGGCCAGCAUCGGACAAAACUCUGGUUACCACGCACCUUUUUUUUGUACAGAACUGGUUUUGGGGUGGGGGGGGGACAGACUCAAGGAAGCUGUUGGCAGCGAAUGUCCAAGGGGGUGGAAACGGGCCACUUUUUUGAGCAGGUAGCCGCCGUUUUCACUAGUUCUCUCUCUCUUCGUUAUUGUUUUUAAAGCCACGGAGUCCCUGGCUCACAAGAAAGCCCUCCAGGGUGGCCACGUUGGCCCAAAACACUCUCUGGCUUUCUCCCAAUUUUCAUUUUUUUUCCCCCCCAAGGUCAGUCUUCCGGCUUGCCCCUCCGGCUCCCGAUUCCUUCUGGUGCUUUUCGUAACGUGCCACCUCGCUCAGCGCUUGGUCGUGGCGUCUUAUUAAUGGUGCGCGGGGUUUGGUUUUUUUUUAAAAAAA